Messenger RNA from Beta vulgaris subsp. vulgaris (sugar beet), 1983 nucleotides. Its product is annotated as cytochrome P450 86B1. The transcript has 2 exons. The record is from RefSeq and is a predicted model, not a curated record. The coding region runs from base 210 to 1808 and encodes 532 amino acids. NCBI's taxonomy places the organism in Eukaryota, Viridiplantae, Streptophyta, Magnoliopsida, Caryophyllales, Amaranthaceae. Gene Ontology annotation, molecular function: heme binding; monooxygenase activity; iron ion binding.
UCUAUGAAAGUCCAAAUGUCAUAGUCGUACAAUCUAUAUACAUUAUGCACUAAUUAUGUAGACAGUUAAUAGUCAUUUGCGAACCUCUACAUGUGCUAUAAUAAGACCAUUAGUUCUUCUUCAUCCAUCCAAAUCUAAUCCCUCCCAAAUUAUAUUUUACUUAAGAGUGUUUCCCUGUUCUUUCCUUCUUCCCAAGACUAACGAAAACUAUGGAAACCACAAGCUUUCUGAUCUCAUUUUUCACCCACAUAGAAUUUUAUGAUAUACUUUUAGCUUUGCUUGGACUCUUCUUUUUCUCUUACAUCCAUGAAAAACUCACCAACAAAGGCCCUACUUUAUGGCCUAUUCUUGGUAUGCUCCCUUCUUUUGCUCUUCAUGUCCAUGAAAUCCAUGAAUGGAACACCAAAACUUUGGAAAAGAGUGGAGGUAGUUAUAGAAUUAGGGGUCUUUUGGGUGGGUUUCAAGGGAUUAUGCUAGGUGAUCCUGUUAAGAUUGAGUAUAUUCUCAAAACUAAAUUUAAGAACUUCCCUAAAGGGAAGUACUACAGGGAGAGAUUCAGAGAGCUCCUCGGCGACGGCAUCUUUAACGCCGACGAUGAUGGAUGGAAGGAGCAACGGCGGAUUGCUACGUCCGAGAUGCAUACUAGUCGGUUCGUGCAGUACUCUUUGCAGACCAUGCAGAGUCUAGUGCAUGAUAAAUUACUCAAGGUAAUAGACAAGCAAGUAUUUUUAUCAACAAACAACACAAUGGACCUUCAAGAAUUACUCCUUCGUUUCACCUUCGACAACGUAUGCGUGGCGGCUUUCGGUGUUGAUCCUGGUUGUGUGGCCCUGGACUUGCCUGAAAUCCCUUUCGCGAAAGCAUUCGAAGAAGCAACAGAGUAUUCUCUGUUUAGGUUCUUAGUUCCACCCGUUGUUUGGAAGACCAUGAGGUUCUUCAAUAUAAGCAACGAAAGGAAACUCAAAGAUGCUGUUAAAAUUGUGCAUGAAUUUGCUGAGACAACAGUAAAAAAUCGCAAGGCCGAUUUAAAUAAGCCUGGUAAAUUAGAUCAUGAACCUUGUGAUCUUUUAUCUAGGCUUAUAAAAAUGCAGGAUCAUCAACUUCACAAAAAUUCUCAUGAUAUCACCACAGUUUUCUCUGACAAGUUUCUUAAAGAUUUUUGUAUAAGUUUUAUCUUAGCAGGGCGUGACACUAGCUCUGUGGCAUUAGUCUGGUUCUUUUGGCUCCUACAUGAAAACCCAAAUGUCGAAAACAAAAUCUUACAUGAAAUUAACGAGAUCUUAACUCAAAGAGGCGCGACAAAAGAUGAACUGAACAAUAUUGUUUUCGGAGCAGAGGAAUUGGACAAGAUGGUGUAUUUGCAAGCUGCGUUAUCUGAGUCGCUUAGACUUUACCCUUCAGUGCCAAUUGAUUUUAAACAAGCUAAAGAAGAUGAUGUUUUCCCUGAUGGUAUGCCAAUUCCAAAGGGUCGUAGAGUCUUAUAUCAUGUGUACGCAUUAGGGAGGGUGAAGUCGAUUUGGGGUGAAGACUGCUUGGAAUUUAGGCCGGAAAGAUGGUUGAAAGACGGCCAAUUUGUGAGCGAAAACCAGUUCAAAUAUGCUGUGUUCAAUGCUGGACCGCGGCUUUGUAUUGGAAAGAAAUUUGCUUAUACGCAAAUGAAAAUGGUGGCUGCCUCAAUUCUUCUGAGGUAUAAAGUUAAGGUAAUUGAUGGUCAAGUUAUAACUCCCAAGGUUACUACUACUCUUUACAUGAAGCAUGGUUUGUCAGUUACCUUUCAGCCGAGGCAACUUGAAGGCAAACCCUUCUAGCUCGAAUGAUUAACGGGUAAUUAAUAUCAUUGUUUCAUACUGCAUACAGUUGUGGUAGAGUGAAAUCGAGUACUACAUUACUACUAUCUAUAGUAAAGUUGUAUGUGGACAAUAUACAGGACUAUUUAGAGGGAUGAAGUUGGCUCUUCCAAAAUUUAUACAUUCCUGUAGGGGA